UGAAGACAUUGCUCACAACGCCACCGGCAGUUUAACCGGCUUUUGAGACCACGUGUAUAAUCUUGAUAUUAUUUCUACUUGCAUCUCGCGCGAUGCGCAUACGCACGCUUAUUUAGAAUUAAUCUUCGACUUUGUUUAAUCAAAUACAAUAAGUAAAUUAUUAAAGUUGUUGCUACGAACUAUGAUAUGAAUUAUUAAUUACGUUAAGUGACCAAAAUGUAUAACAAUAACACGAAAGUCUUCUUCACAACGUCAAUAUGUGUGCUGAUUGUAGCCAUUGUGAUGGCAAGCUGGGGUUUCCCGAAGAUCGUCAGACAACAAAUAAAAAAGAAUUUGCAACUGGACAAUUCGUCGGCCAUGUUUGAAAAAUGGCGCGUCCUGCCGAUGCCGCUAUCGUUUAAAGUUUAUAUUUUCACUGUCACAAACACUGAGAAUGUCAAUAAUGGAGAGAAACCUGUAUUAAAAGAAAUAGGACCUUACGUUUACAAGGAGUAUCGUAGAAAAAGAAUUUUGGGUUACGGUGACAACGACACGAUCAGAUACAUGCUGAAGAAGACCUUCGAGUUCGAUGCCGAAGCAUCCGGAGAACUGUCUCAAGACGACGAGAUCACAGUCAUUAACUAUUCGUACAUGGCCACGGUAUUAACAGUGAACGACUUGAUGCCGUCAGCCCUCGGCCUGGUGAACGUGGCCCUAGGCAGUUUCUUCCCAAACUUAACAGAUCCAUUCUUGAGAGUCAAAGUGAGAGACCUUUUAUUCGACGGCAUAUAUCUUAAUUGCGUCGGCGAUAACUCCGCUCUAAGUCUCGUGUGCGGAAAAAUCAAACUUGACAAACCACCAGCGAUGCGACCCUCUGAAGACGGGAACGGUUUCUACUUCUCUAUGUUCGGACAUAUGAACAGGACGGAAUCUGGACCAUACGAUAUGGUUCGUGGUACAGAAAACAUAAAUGAGCUGGGUCACAUCGUGGCCUACGAUGGAAAGACCGUUAUGAACCAGUGGGGAGAUCCGUACUGCGGCAAACUUAAUGGUUCAGACAGCUCUAUAUUCCCCCCUUUCCAAGAUGGCGUUGUACCUAACAGAAUAUACACAUUCGAACCGGAAAUUUGCAGAUCACUUUACGCUAGUUUGGUGGAGAAGCGAACUAUAUUCAAUAUGAGCGCCUAUUAUUAUGAAAUAGACGAAUCUGCGCUCGCCUCCAAAACUAUGAACCCUGGCAACAAAUGUUUUUGUAAGAGUAACUGGAGCGACAACCACGACGGUUGUCUGCUCAUGGGCGUUUUAAACCUGAAUCCUUGCAAGAACGUGCCAGCAAUUUUAUCUCUACCUCACUUCUAUCUCGCUUCAGAAGAACUGUUGGAAUACUUCGGUGGUGGCGUGAAGCCGGAGAGAGAGAAACACACAACCUUCGCUUAUCUUGAAGCUACAACCGGAACAGUACUGAAAGGUAACCAACGGUUACAAUUCAAUAUAGAACUAAGAAAUAUAAAGAAAAUUCCACAACUAGAACGCGUACCUACAGGACUCUUUCCUUUACUGUGGAUCGAAGAGGGUGCAGAAUUACCAAAGCAAAUUCAACAAGAGUUACUUCAGGCUAACACUCUGCUCACAUACGUAGAAGUCGCCCGCUGGGUAAUCUUGGCCAUCGCCAUAGUUCUGUGCGUUAUAAGCGCGUGCAUGGUGACAAGAACCGGCUUGAAGCCCUGGCCGAAGUCGCACAAUAGCGUUAGUUUUAUUUUAAGGCCAAGCAACACUGUUAAUAUUAAUAAAGGGCGUUGAAUGUAA
This is a messenger RNA of Danaus plexippus (monarch butterfly), 1785 nucleotides long. RefSeq names its product sensory neuron membrane protein 2-like. The record is from RefSeq and is a predicted model, not a curated record. Lineage: Eukaryota; Metazoa; Arthropoda; Insecta; Lepidoptera; Nymphalidae. Gene Ontology annotation, molecular function: scavenger receptor activity. The transcript has 10 exons. Bases 217 to 1779 code for a protein of 520 amino acids. Gene Ontology annotation, cellular component: cytoplasm; membrane.